AUGACCGAACCAACACCCGUCCCGCCCAUCGAGCCCCCACCUGCACCAGACACCUCUCUCCCGCUACACACCCCGCCGCCGCCCUUCUCCGCCCAAAAUCUCGCGCAAAUAACCCAAGGUGCCGAAGCGCUCGUGUACAAAUCCACCUUCCUGACCCCCCACACGCCCUGCGUCGUCAAAUACCGCCCGCCCAAACCCUACCGACACCCCACGCUCGACAAGCGGCUCACAAAAGCGCGCCUUCUCGCCGAGGCACGGAGCUUGGUGCGGUGUCGGAAGGAGGGGGAUGAAUGGAGCUUGCAGGGAGAUGUGUACCUCAUCGACUUCGGCCUCACGACAGCGAGUAUCCAGGACGAAGACAAGGCGGUGGACUUGUACGUGCUGGAGCGCGCGUUUGCGGCGACGCAUCCCGCGGCGGAACCGCUUUUUCAGGAGGUGCUCAGGGCGUAUGGAGAGAGUUAUGGGGGCGCGAGGGGGGAAGGUCUUGGAUGUUUUGCUACGGAAGAACAAGAAUGGAACAUAACAAUCCUUGCUCUUUAG
This is a messenger RNA of Parastagonospora nodorum SN15, 540 nucleotides long. RefSeq lists its product as hypothetical. Gene Ontology annotation, molecular function: protein serine/threonine kinase activity. The coding region runs from base 1 to 540 and encodes 179 amino acids. Gene Ontology annotation, biological process: protein phosphorylation. Lineage: Eukaryota; Fungi; Ascomycota; Dothideomycetes; Pleosporales; Phaeosphaeriaceae. The transcript has 3 exons. Gene Ontology annotation, cellular component: EKC/KEOPS complex; cytosol; nucleus. The record is from RefSeq and is a predicted model, not a curated record.